AUGUCAUCAUCAGCGAUUACAACCUCUCAAAUAUUUGCUGCCCAACAAGUGAUUCUUUAUGGUGGUAUAUCAAUUCUCAUUACUGGUGUCAUUGGUGGAUUUCUUAAUAUCAUUGUUUUUCUUAGUCUUCAAACAUUUCGACAAAAUUCAUGUGCAUUCUAUUUAACUAUCAUGUCUAUUGUUAAUAUUGGACAAUUACUUACUGGUUUAUUAUCUCGUAUUACAAUUACUGGUUUUUCUAUUGAUUGGACUCAAAUAUCUUUAUUCUAUUGUAAAUUUCGAUAUUUUAUUUUUCAAACUUGUGCAUUAUUAUCAUUUACAUGUAUUUGUUUGGCAACAAUUGAUCAAUAUUUUGCAACUUGUUUUCGUCCUUAUUGGCAACAAUUUUGUAAUAUUAAAUUAAGUCAUCGGAUAAUAAUAGUAUUCAUGUUCUUUUGGAUGAUACAUGGAAUUCCAUAUUUGAUAUUUUAUAAUCAUGUUAAAUUACCUAAUUCAGAAAUGUUAUUUUGUACAAGUACAAAUGAAAUUUUUCUUCAAUAUCAUACUUAUAUUUUUCUUCUUACACUUACUGGCAUUUUACCGGUAUUUAUAACAGGUAUAUUUGGAUUUUUAGCUUAUUAUAAUGUACGACAUAUAGCUUAUCGAACAGUACCACUUGUUCGACGUGAAUUAGACAAACAAAUGACAGUUAUGGUUUUAGUACAAGUUGUUUUAAAAUUCUUUACUAUUGUACCAUUUAUUAUUGUCAAUACUCUUGCUUUUAAUACAAGUAUUACGCAAGAUCCAAUUAUUGUUGCUCGAAUACAACUAGCUGGUUCUGUAGUCGUCUGUUUAUAUUAUGCAUUUUUUGCGAGUCCAUUUUAUAUUUAUAUAUGUGUAUCUGAACGAUUUCGUCAACAAUUCAUUCAUGUUAUCUUUAAAAUUUAUAUAAAUCGAUGGUCACGUCAAAAAAUGAAUAAUAAUCAAGUAAUUCCACAAGCAUGA
This is a messenger RNA of Rotaria sp. Silwood1, 984 nucleotides long. The record is from the annotation of a GenBank genome assembly. NCBI's taxonomy places the organism in Eukaryota, Metazoa, Rotifera, Eurotatoria, Philodinida, Philodinidae.